AUGGCGCCCGGCGGUGCGCGCCUGCGAGAGCUCAUACGAAGCGUCAGGGAGUGUAAGACCAAGGCGGAGGAGCGAAAGCUGAUCGCGCGCGAGGGGUCGGCGAUCCGGGAGUCGUUCAGAGAUCCGAGCCAAGGACGGUACGUCCCGAGAUGCGUGGCCAAGCUCAUGUUCAUGCACAUGCUGGGGUAUCCCACGCACUUUGGACAGAUGGAGUGCGUGCGGUUGACGGCGAGGCGGGAGUUCCCGGAGAAACGGAUCGGAUACCUCGGGUUGACGCUGCUGUUGGAUGAGAAUCAAGAGGUGACGAUGCUGGUGACGAAUAGCGUGAAGAACGACCUGACGCAUAAGAAUCAUUACGUCAUCGGAUUGGGAUUGUGCAUGCUGGGAGGGAUUUGUAGCGCGGAGAUGGCGCGGGACGUCGCGGGGGAGGUGGAGCAGUUGUUGGGACACGCGAACUCGUACGUGCGGAAAAAGGCGGCGUUGACGGCGACGCGGGUGAUUAAAAAGGUUCCAGAGCUCACGGAGGGGUUCGUGGAGGCGACGAAACGGUUGCUGGGGGAUAGACAUCACGGAGUUUUGCUCGCUGCGUGCACGCUGGCGACGGAGAUGGGGGAGCAAGACGUCGACGCGCGCGUCGCGUUGCGAGCGCAGGUGCCUCAACUGUGCAAGGUUCUCAAAUCGCUGAUUUACGCGGGGAAGAGUGCGGAGCACGACAUCGCGGGACACGCGGACCCGUUGUUACAGUGCGCGAUUCUUCGUGUGUUGCGCGUCCUGGGGCGCGGCGACGCCGACGCGAGCGACGCGAUGAGCGACAUUUUGGCGCAAAUAGCGUCCAACACGGAUGACUCCAACAACGCUGGUCGCGCCAUCUUAUACGAGGCGGUGGAGACCAUCAUCGCCAUCGAAGCGGUCGGAGGUCUGCGUGUGUUGGCGGUGAACAUUCUUGGGCGCUUUUUGCAGAACAAGGAUAAUAAUGUGCGAUACGUCGCAUUGAACGCGCUGUCCAAAGUCGUCGUCGUGGACACGCAGGCGAUCCAGCGGCAUCGAGCCAUCAUCGUCGAAUGCGUCAAAGACGCCGACAUUACGAUUCGACGCAGCGCUUUGAAGCUCGUGUAUAGUUUGGUGAACGCCAACAACGUCACCACGCUCACUCGCGAACUGGUGGAGUAUUUGGAGGCGUGCGACGAAGAGUUCAAGUGCGAACUCGCGAAGAAGAUUUCCGCUCUCGCCCUCAAGUUCUCACCAAGCAAGCAGUGGUACAUCGACACUUUCGUGUCUUUGCUCACUCAAGCGGGGCAGUACAUUGACGAGUAUGAGUGCAACGAUUUCAUGGGUCUCGUCGCUCGUACUCCUCAGCUUCAUGGCUAUGCCGGCAGGUCGCUAUAUCGCGCGGCAUGCGAAGAGGGCGCCAACCAGUCGCUGUGCGCCGUGGCGACCUGGGUGUGCGGCGAGUACUCGGACGCGAUGGUUCACGCGGCUCCUGUUGAAGGCGAGGUGCUGACAAAGGUGAAGCAUGACGACGUCGCUAAGCUCAUGAUUGCGUUGUUGAACGAGGCAAAGUACGCGAAAUUGAAACCGCUCAUCAUGACGGCUUUGGCGAAGAUUGCUGGGCGAGAGCCGAAUGAAGAAGCGACGAUCGUGCCCAUACUAGAUGCGUACUCAAGACAGAUGGAUCUCGAGACGCAGCAACGCGCGAACGAGUACAAAAAGAUCCUCACCGAGCUUCCGAAUCUGCGGGACGUGAUCUUUGAGCACAUACCUCCACCAGAGGCACCGAAGUUCGUCGCCGCGGACACUAUGGAGACGCUGGCUAAGAAGAAGGCCGUCAGCGCGGUCGCAGCUGCUCAAAGUUUUCGCGAUUUGUUAAGUUUUGACGACGACGUGGCGUCCUCUAAUGCUCAGAGUAAAGGCGCGGAUUUACUCAACGAUCUCCUCGGCACAAACAUCGACGCCCCGGCGUCCGCCUCGGCGACGCCGGCCACGCAAGCUCAAGCCGUUGAUCUCCUUGGUGACAUGCUUAGUGGUAAGACGCCGUCUCCGUCACCGGCUCCACCGAAGACGGCUUCUUCCGCUGACGCUUUGACGGAUCUGUUUGGUGGGGCCACCAUUGAACCAAUCGCUUCGCCGACUCCGAUGAAACAGAAUGCGCCCACCACGGAUGUCUUGGGCGAGUUGACGUCUUCUGGUCCGAGUGCAUCGAUCCCGUUCGUGGAUCCGUUCCAGAACAUGAGCGGCGCGCCGCCAGCAGCAAUCGAAGGCUUGAUUGAUCUAAUGAGCGACGCGACGCCACCGUCGAGCGCAGUCCCUCCGCCGGCGAUGAACGCGCACCCGACGUCUCCGAGUCCGGCGGCUGACAUUCCUGCGUAUACCAAGGGACCGCUUUCGAUAUUUUUAGUGAGCUCAAAGGCGAACCCACUGGAUCCAAACGAGACGGAGGUCAAUGCCCGCUACGUGAACGCCGGACCGAGCGACAUUGAGAACUUUUCGCUCCAGGCAGCUGUUCCAAAAACGAUGACGCUGACUAUGCACCCCGCGAGCGGUACUACGAUCUCAUCGAGUGUUCCAGUGUCCCAGCGAAUGAUCGUUUCCACUAAAGCGGAGCACGCCGCGAAACCCAUCGCGAUGCGUUUGAAGCUCUCCUGGCGACAAGACGGUUUCGAUAUGAGCGAGUUGGCCACAAUUUCUAGCAUCUAG
Ostreococcus tauri is the source of this 2694-nucleotide messenger RNA. RefSeq names its product Clathrin/coatomer adaptor,adaptin-like,N-terminal. The transcript has a single exon. The record is from RefSeq and is a predicted model, not a curated record. Bases 1 to 2694 code for a protein of 897 amino acids. Gene Ontology annotation, molecular function: clathrin-cargo adaptor activity. Gene Ontology annotation, cellular component: Golgi apparatus; membrane coat; AP-1 adaptor complex. Gene Ontology annotation, biological process: Golgi to vacuole transport; receptor-mediated endocytosis; intracellular protein transport. NCBI's taxonomy places the organism in Eukaryota, Viridiplantae, Chlorophyta, Mamiellophyceae, Mamiellales, Bathycoccaceae.